Messenger RNA from Panicum hallii, 621 nucleotides. RefSeq lists its product as uncharacterized. The transcript has a single exon. Lineage: Eukaryota; Viridiplantae; Streptophyta; Magnoliopsida; Poales; Poaceae. The coding region runs from base 87 to 380 and encodes 97 amino acids. The record is from RefSeq and is a predicted model, not a curated record.
CAAGUCACAGGUAGAGCUAGACACACGCAGACCGAAGGGAGUAAGGUAGCUGGAGAUCCGUCGGGAACGAUCCUCCGCGGGCUGCCAUGGCUCCGUCGUCGCUGCGCACGGCCGCGGCCUUCCUCUUCGUGCUCCUCGUCGUGGCAUCGCCGCCGUUCCUGCCGCAACUGCAAGCGGCAAGGACGACGCCGAACGACGACGGCCAGCAGGGACAGCAGCAGCAGCUGGUGCCCGCCACGACGGUGAUUGGCAGCUCAUCGACACCGGCCGCCAGGCCUGCGCUUCUGACGCCGCCACCGCCGGCGGCGGCCGCCACCAUUACGGCGGCUGGCCGCAGCCGGCUGCUCGGCUCCGUGCCGAGCCCCGGCGUCGGCCACUAGCUAGCUCCGGAGCCCAGACGCCGCCGAUGCUCCCGACCCCCCUUCGCAGUAGCGUAAUACUGACCAUGCGUGUUGCUGCUAAUUUUCCUAGUUCCGGUUUCAGCACGAGAGAUCUCCAGUUCUCCACAUACUACAUGUGGAUCAGAGUUUCAGACAAAGAGUUCUAUAUGUUAAUUUAUUAUAUGCAUAUAUAUGUUAAACUGGAUUUUUUUUUAAACUACGUCGCUGUCUAGCUGCUGAA